GUAUGAAUGUAUAGGCUAUUUUAUACAGUAAAAUUUUAAACUGGUUUAUGAGCGUUACAAAGGUAUUGCAAUUGGAAUAUCUGUCACCGAGUCUAUGAAAACAUGCUCAAGUUGUCACUCCAUAUACUGUAUAACAACAGAAAAAAAAAAAAAACACAAGAAACAAAAACAUGAGGAGCACGUUUCAUGAUGAAUUAGAGGCAAACUAAAGACCAAAUUAGUCAUUGACGUAAGACGUUAUGUCAAUCACAUCCAACUCUAGAGAGGCUACCAUCGUCUCUUCCGCUAAUCAUAUGAAAGAAGAACAAAACACGAGUUUCUUUUCUCUUCCAUAAGACAUUGCAUCUUAACAAACGCCCUCGUCAACAUCUAUGACUUAGGAUAUGGUUCUUUCACUGCAUACUCGUAUGGAAACAUUUGUAUUGAACACUUAAAGUUAAUACCGCUUUGGCUUUUUAUAGAAUAGAAGCCAAGAAACUUUUGAAUGUUUCUAACGACAAUCAAAACCUCUUUUUGAAUAAAAUGUCAUCAACAGCUGCUGAAUAUGUUCAUACUACUAAAUGAACAAUGUCAUGUCACUAAUAUAUAUAUAUGUAGGGAUCAAGGUCACAGAACAAUAUCACCACUUACCACAAUUAAAACGCACAAGCAAAAAAAAACGAAAGGAUGAUAGGAACCAUCUUUCUUCUCUUCUUUUAUAUUUCAAGUUCUUCAUACACUUAUGCUUCUCUUACACUGUGUCGUCCAGACCAAAGGGACGCACUUCUCGAGUUCAAGAGUGAGUUUAAUGAUGAGGGAAUUCAGGGUGCUUGGACCUCGUUCUGUGUCACCUCUUCUCCCAAAAGAAAAUCAUGGGAAAACAAUACCGAUUGUUGUUAUUGGGACGGUAUCACAUGUGAUGCUAACUCAGGUGUGGUGAUUGGGUUAGACCUUAGUUCCAGCUGCCUCCAUGGCCAUUUCAAACCCAACAGCAGUCUUUUCAGACUGCAAUAUCUCCGGAGUCUGAACCUUGCUUACAAUGAUUUCAAUGCCUCUUCAAUCCCAACUAGGAUCAAUGAACUCAUGGGCUUACAAAGACUUGACCUUUCCUACACUUCAUUUUCUGGUAAAAUUCCAACAGAGAUUCUUCACCUAACCAAGUUGGUCUCCCUCGAUCUUUCUUCUAUUUUUAUGUAUCCUCAGACUCUCUCAUCCCCUGGAAAACCAUUUCUUUCUCAACUUGCACAGAACUUAACAAACCUUAGACAACUUGAUCUGAGCCAUGUAAACCUUUCCUCAGAAAUUCCUCAGGUGAUGAUGUCAAACCUGACCUCUCUAAGAUCAAUCCGCCUUCAUGAUUGCAACUUAUUUGGUAAAUUUCCACGGCUGAGUCCUACUAUUCGAUCCAUUGAUUUGAGUGUCAAUCCAAAUCUAGAAUCCUCUCUCCCAGAAUUCGAUGCAAAUAACUCUCUUGUAUAUUUGGACGUCACUGAUACAUCUCUUUCAGGUAGCAUACCAGACUCUGUCAGCAACCUCAAACACUUGAAGGUUUUGACAUGUUUCAACUGCAAAUUCACAGGGAAGAUUCCGUUUUCAAUUGGAAACCUUUCUCAUCUCAACAUUCUUGACCUUGGUUAUAAUAACCUUGCUGGUGAAGUCCCAUCUUCAUUCCAGAAUCUGAACCGAAUGACCGAUCUAUUCCUGGUUAAUAACAAGCUUAGCGGCAAAAUUCCCACUGCGCUAUUCAAUCUUACAAAGUUGUCGGUCUUGAAACUUGCCUCCAAUCAGUUCACAGGCACGCUUCCUCUUAACAUCACUUCACUCUCCAACUUGAAUGUCUUUCACGCAGCCUCGAACUCUUUCGUUGGAACAAUCCCUUCUACUUUCUUCAACAUUCCUUCUCUGGUGAGUCUUGAUCUGGGUGAUAACCAAUUCAGUGGCCCUCUUGAGAUUGGGAAUAUAUCUUCUAUGUCUAAGCUACAAAGCUUAGAUCUUUCAAAAAACAAUCUCACAGGAGCAAUCCCUACAUCCAUAUCCAAAUUAGUCAGCCUUGUGUCUCUUGAUCUUUCCUAUUUCAACAUCAGAGGCCCACUUGACAUCGGUAUCUUCUGGCAUCUCAAGUCGCUCCAACAACUUACUCUAUCCCACAUAAAUACCACCACUAGUAUUGAUUUGAAUGCAGUUUUAUCCUUGCCUCUCAAGUCGUUGUAUAUCUUGGAUCUCUCAGGCAGCCACGUUGCAGUAGAAAACACGAGUUCAGUUUCCACCGUUUCAUCGCAGCAGUUGGAAAAUGUGUACUUGUCCGGCUGCGGUAUAACAGUGUUUCCUGAGCUUAUAAGAUCUCUACAAUAUAUCUUUAUCAUAGAUCUUUCUAACAACAACAUCAAAGGUCAGGUGCCCGCAUGGUUAUGGAGAGUAGCAACUAAUGUUAAUCUUUCCAACAACACAAUCAGCGGUUUCAAAGAAUUCCCAAAAGAUCUCUUCUCAAGAAGGGCGAUAAAGACAUUAUAUCUGAGCAACAACAACUUCUCGAAAGAGAUCCCCAGAUCAAUAUGUGAAAUGACCUCUCUAGGAAUCGUUGAUUUAUCAAACAACAACUUCAGCGGAUCUGUUCCAUAUUGCCUCAACAAUCUCAUCAGGAGGUCUCUUUCAGUUUUGAACCUCGCUAACAAUCACCUCAGUGGAAAACUAGCAGACAUAUUUGCCAACGAGUGCAUCCUAAGGUCACUCAAUGUUGGUCACAACCAAUUGGUGGGGGAACUUCCAAGAUCUCUGUUGGAUUGCUCUUCUCUGGAGGUUCUAAACAUGGAGCACAACAGAAUCAACGACACUUUCCCAUUCUGGUUGGAAUCAUUGCCAAACCUACACAUACUGGUUCUCCGCUCUAAUGAGUUUCAUGGGUCAUUACAAUACCAUCCAAAGGUGGCAUCUUUCUAUCCUCAGCUGAGAAUCAUCGACAUAUCACACAAUGACUUCACGGGAACCUUACCGUCAGACUUGUUCAUGUACUGGCAAGCUAUGCACUCGGAAAGAGAUGGUUCACAACUGGAGUACAUUGGACAAGGCCCCUACUACCAUGACUCAAUUGUUUUGAUGAACAAAGGAAUAGAGAUGGAAUACACCAUGAUCCUUACAAUCUUCACAUCAAUAGAUAUUUCAGGAAACAGACUACAAGGCAUCAUCCCUGGAUCUAUUGGUCAAGUGAAAGCUGUUAUAGUGCUAAAUCUAUCAAGCAACGGUUUCGUGGGCAACAUACCUUCAUCUUUGGCGAAUCUGAAUCAGCUUGAGUCACUGGACUUAUCGCAUAACAAGCUCUCGGGCCACAUCCCUCCUGAUCUCGGGCAGUGGACAAGUCUAUCUACCAUAAGGGUGUCACACAACAAGCUCGUGGGCGUGAUUCCGACAAGCACACAGUUUCAAACGCAGAACGCUUCGGGUUUUGAAGAUAACGUUGGACUCUGUGGUCCUCCUCUUGAUCAGUGUCGAGUUGGGAAUGAUGAUUCGCCGCUUACACAACAAGAGGAGGAUGAUAAAGAAGAAGUGUUGAGCUGCCAUAGGUUUCGCACCUGGUAUCGUGCUUGGAUUAAGCAUUGGGCACUUCAAGUUACGAUCAUAGAAGGCGCAGGGUAACUCCUCGUUAGCUAUGGAUCCUGAGAUACCCUCACUCAUGAAAUUGAAGAGCGGACAAGAGUCGGGGAGGAGGAUCGUUAAGUGCAUUUGAAAUUGGGCCAAUACAGUGGGCUUGAAUAAAUUAGGCCAGUGCUUACGGAUGAGAGAUUAGCGAAGACGUUUAACCUCUUUCUUAUUUGUUUUUCUUCUUAAAGUUUGCCCAUCUAUCCAUUAAACUUCAACUCUCUUUUUUUUUUUUCCUUUUGUUUUUCUGUGCAACCGAUAAUCGUAUAUCCUUUUAUGAAGAUCUAU
Brassica napus (rape) is the source of this 3900-nucleotide messenger RNA. Its product is annotated as receptor-like protein 53. Lineage: Eukaryota; Viridiplantae; Streptophyta; Magnoliopsida; Brassicales; Brassicaceae. Gene Ontology annotation, molecular function: protein binding. The record is from RefSeq and is a predicted model, not a curated record. The coding region runs from base 667 to 3609 and encodes 980 amino acids. The transcript is spliced from 2 exons.